UCACGUCGGACUUGACUUCCGGCUUGUUGCUACCUAACCAGCGUGAAGUGAAAGUGCUGCCUGGACUUGUUGUUAACUCCAUUUGACACGUUUGCUACUUUUUAAUAUAGCUCAACAAUAGGCGUGUGUGACUCGUCGAACGACAAGAAAGGACUUGCUGCUUUUCAUUUUCUUUGAAAAAUCGUGUUCGUGGACCGCAGCGGCUUUCUCCGUUGCAAGCUAGCAUCAGGGCUAACCUGAAAGCGUCGGACGGGCGACAAACGAACUCUUCUGGCCGUCCGCUUUCUCCUGGCUCGGACGCUCAACGCCACGGAGACGCCCAGCAGCAUUUCAUGCGUGCGCGGGAGUUCGCUCGGACAUUUUGAUGGGAGGCGGCUGGCCGCCGCCGGGUGGACGUCGCGGGCAGAACUUACGAGCAAGGCGGAGGCGACGGCGGCGGCAGCAGCAGCAACCGCGGCCGCGACGUUCCGGGCCCGCAUGGAGUCUCUGGCCGGCUACGUGCACAAGGCGGCCGGCGAGGGUCGCGUCCUGACGCUGGCCGCGCUGCUGCUCAACCACAGCGAGGCCGAGACUCGCUUCCUGCUGGGCUUCGUCAGCCAGCAGGCGGGCCAGAGGUCCACGCCGCUCAUUAUCGCCGCCCGCAACGGACACGACAAGGUGGUCCGCCUGCUGCUCGACCACUACCGCGUGGACCCCGAGCAGCUCGGCAGCACGCGCUUCGACGGCUACACGAUCGAGGGAGCGACGGCGCUGUGGUGCGCGGCGGGGGCCGGCCACUUUGAGGUGGCGCGCCUGCUGGUGGCUCACGGCGCCAACGUCAACCACACCACCGUCAACAACUCCACGCCGCUGCGGGCGGCCUGCUUUGACGGGCGGCUGGACAUAGUGCGCUUCCUGGUGGAGCACGCCGCCGACAUGUCCAUCACCAACAAGUACAACAACACCUGCCUGAUGAUCGCCGCCUACAAGGGCCACGGCGAGGUGGUGCGCUUCCUGCUGGAGCGCGGCGCCGACCCCGACGCCAGGGCGCACUGCGGGGCCACCGCCCUGCACUUCGCCGCCGACGCCGGCCACCUGGGCGUGGUGGCCGAGCUGGUGCGGCGGCACGCCGUCAUGACGGCCAACGGGCACGGCAUGACGCCGCUGAAGGUGGCGGCGGAGAGCUGCAAGGAGGAUGUGGUGGAGCUCCUGCUGGCGCACGCCAACUGCGAGCCGGCGCGUCGCGUGGAGGCGCUGGAGCUGCUGGGUGCCUCCUUCGCCAACGACCGCGAGAACUACGACAUCGGCAAGACCUACCGCUACCUGCGCGCCGCCAUGGACGAGCGCCAGCGCCACGGCGACGCCUUUCCGGCCACGGAGCCGCUGCCGCCGGCCGAGGCCUACGGCGGCCGGCCCGAGUGCCGCACGCCGGCCGAGCUGGAGGCCAUCCGGGCCGACCGCGAUGCGCUGCACAUGGAGGGCCUGAUGAUCCGCGAGCGCAUCCUGGGCGCCGACAGCGCCGACGUCUCGCACCCCAUCAUCUACCGCGGCGCCGUCUACGCCGACAACAUGGAGUUUGAGCGCUGCAUCAAGCUGUGGCUGCACGCGCUGCGCCUGCGCCAGCGCGGCCACCGCAACACGCACAAGGACCUGCUGCGCUUCGCCCAAGUCUUCUCGCAGAUGCUGCACCUGAAGGAGCGGCUGGCCCCCGACGCGGUGGAGCAGGUCCUGGGCUGCAGUGCGCUGGAGAUCAGCCGCAGCAUGGCGCGCGCCCAGUCGGCGCCCGAUGGCGAGCUGGCUCAGGCGGCCGACAACUACGAGUCCAACAUGCUGACUUUCCUCUACCUGGCCUGCAUCGCCACGAAGACGUCGUGCGCCGACGAGCGGCAGCGCACCCGCAUCAACAAGCACGUGUACGACGUGGUCCGGCUGGACCCGCGGGCCCGCGACGGCACCACGCUCCUGCACCUGGCCAUCAGCUCCAGCACGCCCGUCGACGACUUCCACACCAACGACGUGUGCGGCUUCCCCAACGCCCAGGUGACCAAGUUGCUGCUGGACUGCGGGGCCCGCGUGGACGCGGUGGACCAGGAGGGCAACACGCCGCUGCACGUGAUCGUGCAGUACAACCGUCCCAUCAGCGACUUCCUGACGCUGCACGCCAUCAUCAUCAGCCUGGUGGAGGCGGGCGCGCACACGGACCGCACCAACAAGCAGAAGAAGACGCCGCUGGACAAGAGCACCACUGGCGUGUCGGAGAUCCUCCUCAAGACGCAGAUGAAGAUGAGCCUCAAGUGCCUGGCCGCGCGCGCCGUGCGGCGCCACCGCAUCGCCUACCGCAAGCAGAUACCCGCCAGCCUGGAGGAGUUUGUCGAUUUCCACUGACCUCCGUCCGUCCGUAUCUGGCUAACGUCGGUCCGCCGGCGUCGUUAUCGGAGGAGGCGCAGUCAGUCGGUCGCACUGACGCGUUGCCGAUGGUUGGCCGGUUGCCGGAUCGCCCCCUUGCUAUGAUGGUACGGGAGACGCUGCACUCAGAUGACUCGGGCGCCGCAAACAACGGCACGGCAUUGGCACGUCAAGCCGCCGGACUCAACAUCCACGUUAGUCAUGAAUGCGUUCUACCGUUCCGUUAGAAUGUUUUCUCAGCCCACGUGCAAAUAUAUUCUGUCUUUCUACAUCUCUAUUUUUUUUAAACGAGCUUAAUCACUCGAAACAAAAAAUCACUUUUCCAAUUCCAGUUUGCACGAUGCCAAAGUUGACGUGGCCCAAAUUUCAGAGAUACCUGCCAGAUGUUAUCGACUAAAAUGAAUUGGCAUUGCAAUCAAUGAAUGACCUCGUGCUAGCUAAAAAAACAAAGCAGUGCCAAGAUAGCACGAAAUCCUGACUUGCCAACCUUUUUGAAAGUGAUGCCGUUUUACUGUACUAAUUCAUGCCAAGGGCUCCCACUUUGCUACACACUUACAAAUGAUAUUCAUUUAUCUCACGAUAUUGAUCAUGUGAAUGAUUUCUCGCAAUAAUCAGGAAAUGAAACUAAAUCAAUAUGCAACGUUUUAAUUUCUAUCAAUCUCUGCCAGUGUUAUUUGCAAAUGAAGAC
Messenger RNA from Syngnathus acus (greater pipefish), 3073 nucleotides. RefSeq names its product fem-1 homolog b (gene fem1b). NCBI's taxonomy places the organism in Eukaryota, Metazoa, Chordata, Actinopteri, Syngnathiformes, Syngnathidae. Gene Ontology annotation, molecular function: protein binding. The record is from RefSeq and is a predicted model, not a curated record. The transcript has 4 exons. Bases 478 to 2364 code for a protein of 628 amino acids.